Molecule: messenger RNA, 540 nt
Organism: Strongyloides ratti
Lineage: Eukaryota; Metazoa; Nematoda; Chromadorea; Rhabditida; Strongyloididae
Product: SH2 domain-containing protein
Exons: 1
Coding region: 1-540 (179 amino acids)
Source: RefSeq, a predicted model, not a curated record
AUGUCAUCAAACAUAAAAAACUGUAAACACCAUGAAUAUCGUAUCGUUGAUGGUUAUGAAGUUCUUGGUAAUGUAGUUUCAUGGCCUACCAAAGAUACCUUUCAAUCAAAACAACAUAAUCAAAAUGAGGAAGAAAAAAAAAUUGAACCUGAUUAUGCAAAUUUUGAUCCAAUAGAAAAAGAUGAGGAGGAUGACAAUGAACUUCAGUAUAAUAGUUAUGUUGGUGGAAGAACACAAAUAGAAAUUGAAAAAUAUUUAAAAAGAAAUAUUUCAUUCUUUUUUUAUCAUAAAAUGUCAAAAUCAUCAAUGUUGAAUGAUUUAAAAAUUCACCUUCAUUUAUAUAUGGCAUACAAAAAUAUGGAUGGUGAAAUUUUUCAUUUUCGUGUUAAAAAUUUAUUAAGUUCGGGGGUGUAUAAAAAUAAUUAUUACUAUCUUGUUGGACCAUGUGGAAAAGGGCCAAAAUUUGAUGAUUUAGAAAAUUUGGUUAAUUAUUAUAAAAUGAAAACAGAGAAAGUUAGAAAAGAAGAAAAUGAAAAAUGA